Molecule: messenger RNA, 1029 nt
Organism: Parascedosporium putredinis
Lineage: Eukaryota; Fungi; Ascomycota; Sordariomycetes; Microascales; Microascaceae
Source: the annotation of a GenBank genome assembly
AUGGUCUACCGUCGCCUGGGUAAGUCCGGGUUGCACGUGUCCGCCAUCGGCCUCGGCAGCUGGAUGACGUUUGGCGGCUACGCGGCCGACGAGCAGGCGUUUGCGUGCAUGAAGAAGGCGUACGACCUCGGGGUCAACUUUUUCGACACCGCCGAGAAUUAUACCGCGGGCGAGUCGGAGAUUGUGGUAGGAAAGGCCAUCAAGCACUUUGGCUGGAAGCGCAGUGAUCUCGUCAUUAGCACAAAGAUCAACUAUGGUGCUGCAAACGGCGAGAUUCUCGUCAAUAACCAUGGCCUGUCCCGGAAACACAUCAUCGAGGGCCUCGAUGCGUGUUUGGAGCGUCUCCAGCUCAAGUACGUGGACAUUGUCUACGCGCACCGUCCUGACAGGCUCACCCCGAUGGAGGAGACGGUGAGGGCUUUUAACCACGUCAUCGACCAGGGCAAGGCCUUUUACUGGGGCACUUCAGAAUGGAGUGCCGAUGAGAUUACUGAAGCAGUCGGUAUCGCCAAGGAUCUCAGGAUGAUCGGCCCCGUUGUAGAGCAGCCCUUCUACAACAUGCUCGUACGCGACCGCGUCGAGGGCCAGUUCCAGCGCCUCUACGAGCGCGUCGGGCUCGGCCUCACCACCUUUAGCCCCAUCAAGAUGGGCCUGCUCUCGGGCAAGUACAACGACGUCGUCGACGGGAACCCGCCCGCCGACUCGCGCUUCGGCGCGAGCAAGGACGGGUUCGCGGAUUUCAUGAGGGACCGCAUGGGCACGGACGACUGGAAGCAGGAGAUUGAGACGGUGCGCAACCUCAAGCCCGUGGCCGACAAGCUGGGCGUCUCGCAGAGCCAGCUCGCUAUUGCGUGGUGCCUCAAGAACCCCAACGUCAGCAGCGUGAUUACGGGCGCGAGCCGCCCCGAGCAGCUCGAGGAGACGAUUGCUUCCCUCCAGAUCCUGGACAAGCUUACCCCGGAGAUCAUGGACGAGAUUGACAGCAUCACGAAGAACAAGGUGACGCUUGAUGCCGCUAGGCAAGGGUGA